This is a messenger RNA of Galdieria sulphuraria, 1372 nucleotides long. Its product is annotated as acyl-Coenzyme A thioesterase, mitochondrial precursor. The record is from RefSeq and is a predicted model, not a curated record. Gene Ontology annotation, biological process: acyl-CoA metabolic process. The transcript is spliced from 7 exons. The coding region runs from base 11 to 1315 and encodes 434 amino acids. NCBI's taxonomy places the organism in Eukaryota, Rhodophyta, Bangiophyceae, Galdieriales, Galdieriaceae. Gene Ontology annotation, molecular function: fatty acyl-CoA hydrolase activity.
AUCUGAACCGAUGUGGCAAAGAGCAACAAGCCAAGUGGUGCCAUGGAUGGCAAAGUCUUUAAGGAAAACUGGAAAGUCUGAAAAGAUGUUGAAAUCCAACCAUUUAUUCUGCUCUCAAUCAACAACUGACAAGUCGUUGCAUUCUCGUUCACAACUCUUUCAAUAUAGAAAGUGGGAUAUCAACCAACUCCGAGCGGUACUUUCGGAUGCACCCACACUAAACGAUAUCAUCAACAGAGAACAAAUAAUCCCUUUUCUUGCAGCUACCAACUAUAAGGAGUUUUCUCAAAUCGCUUCUCGUUAUUUAAAUGAAGAAAACAAAGUAUUUGAAACAACGAUCCCACUGUCUUCGGAUGUAAGAUUGCGGAAACUUUACGAAAAUCCCUUUGGAUUGUUGAGGUUGAGUAGAGUGUUGGAAGACCUGGAUGCCGUGAGUGCGUUGGCUGCUCUUUAUCACGUAGGAAGAGAAGACGUAAAUUGUGUUACUGCUGCGGUUGAUGGAGUCAGACUUCAUAAUCAACCCUGGAGUCCAGCUUAUGAUUUGAUAUACCAUAGCAAGGUUACUUACACAGGAAAGACAUCCAUGAAUAUUUCGUUGACUGUAGAGCAAAAGAUGCCAACAGAUGGUACCAAAUUGAUUAUGGAAGCUGAUUUCGUUUAUGUUGCACGUAAUUUGGAAGGUACUCAGUCUAUUCCAGUACCUCCCUUGCGUGCUCGAAAUGAAGAAGAAAAGGCUUCUUUUGAAAGAGCUGCAUUGAAACAAUUGUUACGAAAAGAAAGAGCAAAACGCAAUCUGACUGUUUCCGUGCCCACGAUUGAUGAGCAAGUUCAUUUACAUCAAAUGUUUAAACGAGGCGUUAGACCAGAGGAAGAAAUAUACAUGAGUCAAGUUACAGUUGGCUCAACACAUUUUAUGCUUCCAGAUGAGAGAAAUAUGUAUGGUUUCACAUUUGGAGGAGUUUUGAUGAGAAGGGCUUAUGAGUUAGCUUUUGUGAACAAUUAUUUGGCUUUUCAACAACGUCCCAUUGCUGUCGAAGUUGGAGACAUUAGUUUUAUUAAAUCAGUUCCUGUUGGGAGUAUUCUGGAACUGCAUUCUUCAGUAGUCUAUACAAAAGAUACUUAUCAAGUGGUUUUAGUUGAUGCUAUGGUUAAUAACUUAAUGCAUGAUCCUCCAACCAAAGAAAGAACAAAUACUUUCAACUUUGUUCUUAAAACAGGCAAACCAGUCAAAAAAAUAUUUCCCAUAAGCUAUGAAGAAAGCAUGAAGUAUAUCUCUGGAAGACGUAUGUUGGACGACGUUCUAGCCAGAAUAUGAAACAACGGCCAAAACUUGUAGAAUUACUUCACCGCAAAUAAAACCAUGUCUGUUGAU